AUGCCUCAAGACUCUGCAGUGGCCACAAACAACCCAGAACGGCAAGUGCUGAAGGAGACCCGGGGUCGAUUCCACCUCAUAGGGGACAUGCAGAGCAACAACUGUUCCCUGGAUAUCAGAGAUGCCCAAAGGGGUGAUAAUGGUUCCUACUUCUUCAUGGGAAAGCAGCAAAGAAAAAAAUCAGCUUCAGGAGUGAUUCUGGGAGCCAUCAGGGGUGCUGGUGUCACAGCUCUGCUCUCCAUCGCCAUCUGCCUCAUCUUCUUCAUAGUGAAGGCACACAGAAAGAAAGCAGCCAGGACUGCAGUGAGCAUGAGCCACACACGCCCCACUGUUGAGUCACUUUCCCAGUGUCAACAGCAGGACUCAAAGGUUCACAGCCAUGCCAAGGAUCCCACCUUGGGGACAGAGCAAGAAGUACACUAUGUGUCCCUCAGCUUUCACAGGUCAGCGUCUCGGAAGGAAACCUCUCCCUAG
Messenger RNA from Onychomys torridus (southern grasshopper mouse), 474 nucleotides. Its product is annotated as sialic acid-binding Ig-like lectin 9. Gene Ontology annotation, molecular function: sialic acid binding. Gene Ontology annotation, cellular component: plasma membrane. NCBI's taxonomy places the organism in Eukaryota, Metazoa, Chordata, Mammalia, Rodentia, Cricetidae. The record is from RefSeq and is a predicted model, not a curated record. Gene Ontology annotation, biological process: cell adhesion.